GUCUAGUCACAUAGCUGCUGCCUUCCUCCCUCCUCCUUGGAUUAAAUCCUCUCCUUUUCAUCUGUGUUUACAUGUCACUGUGUCUUCAGAUGGUCUAGCUGUUCCUAGCUCUUCUCUGGGACUCAUCAUGGACUACUCUCAGCCGUUCUCGGUGCUCAAUGAGCAGCUGAGACCCCGACUGACCUCCAGCGAGCAGCUUCACUCUUCCCUCUGCAGGCUGGAGGACAGGAAGCUGGACUCCAGCUCCAUGAGGACCAAAUACAUGUUGUACAGAUCAUCUAUCCUACCGACAGAAACAGAACCACAGACCUCCAUCAGCAACACAGAGGAUGCAGAUCAACAUCAAACUAGCACAGAACAAGAAGUUUUGGGCUUCAGCAGCACAGAGGAGGGACUUUCCUCGGAUCUGCUGCCUUACAUCAACUCCUGCUUCAACAGAGAUUUUAACAUAAAGGACGAGGAUGAAGACGGGCAGGCAAACGACAACAGCAGCAUGACUCAGUCCGAGGAGACGGACAGCUCAGGUGAAAUGGGCUCAGAGGAGGCAAGGGACUCCGUGAAGACAGGAGCCGGAGCCGAAGCGGGAGAGAGCCCCUUCCAGAGGUUCUACGCUGACAAGACCUUACCAGACCUGAUCAGCACCGGCAGGCCGCUCGGCAGACGCAGGACGCUGACACAUGUCUCAGAUACGCUUAAAGAAGUACGUAGGGAGGUGGAGCUGUCCCGCAGGAGGAGCAUCAAGCUUAAGGCUCAGGUGGACAAACUGCAGGGGAGCACUGAUGGACCCGGCUGGAGCAAACACCGAGAGACGGUCACAGAUGAAGUUCUGUCAGUUCUGAGGCUGUUAAACCCACUGAUAGAGCCUGAAUCCAGCAAACCUGAGCCCCGAGGGGGGGAGAACCGGCUGGACGCUGCGCUGGUGGAGCUGAAGAAUGUGGCCAGGCAGCUGGCAAUCAGCCAUACCAAGCAGGAUUCUAAAUCUUGGAAAAAUGGAGCAGAAGAGAGCGCCGUCCUGCAGCAGGCUCUGAGGGACAGAGAUGAGGCCAUAGAGAAGAAGAAGGCGAUGGAGGGCGAGGUGCUGCGGAGUAAGACCGAGUUGAUGGCGCUGAACAACCAGCUGCUGGAGGCCGCACAGAAACGUCUGGAGCUCUCACUGGAGCUCGAGGCCUGGAAGGAGGACUUUCAGCGUCUCCUCCAGCAGCAGGUGAUGAGUCAGCAGAUGGCAGAGCAGCAGGCCCAGAAUAAGUCAACUCGGAAAGGCCUCCUGAGGCGAAACAAACAGCCUCCCAUCCAGCGGCCGACAAACUUCACAUUCGGAUCACCCGCACCUCCCACCACCAACUCCAACCAGAUCUUUGUGAACAAGCCUGCCAACCCUUCAGCACCGGCUCCCAGCAUGGCCUCUCCUCCUGCUGCUGCCUCCGCUGGAACUCGCACCUGGAGGGACAAGUUGAAGAAGACCAGGCCUCGCUUCCCGUAUCAGGACGGAGCCGAGCAGGAGAAGGAUUGGGGCAGAGGAGACGAUGGCUUUCAGGUGGUUUGCCUCGACUGAAACCAUCACAGGACAUCCAGCACACUGGAGCUUUCCAGAGACUCACACAAAUAAUAAUAAUGCUGCUGCUUAUUGUGAGGAAGUUUGAAGGGUCAGAAUGAUGGCAGUCCACACUACAAAAACAAUCUAGAAAAAAUAAGUAGAAAUGUUUUAAAUUAAAUGUAUUUACCCUUAAUUUCAGUAAGUAAAUAAGAUGAAAUUUGCCAAUGGAAUAAGUAUUUUUCCUCUUUAAAUGAGACAAUUAGAUAUCAUGGACUUGAAAUAAGAAAAUGCAAUUGUUUUUCUUAUUUUAAAUGUAAAUUGUCUUUUUCCAUUGGCAAAGUGUCUCAUUUAUCUACUAAAUUCAAGAAAAAAAUGCACUUAUUUUAAGAAAAAAAAUACUUAUUUAGAUUUUUGCAGUGCAGUUUGAUGCCAGAAACCCAGAAUCUGCAGAGCUUGUAGUUUUGCCCUCAGUCUGCAAACUUUUCUAUAACAGAGAAAUGUGUUCUUUUACCAGAGGCAGGAAAACAGGGAACAAAUUUCUUUCAGGAAUUUCUUGCUUUAUGCAAAUCAUGUGCAGAACUCCUAGAAAGUAUUUGCAGAUCUUCUACUGCAGCAAACCACCUUCAUAGUUUUCUGAUACCAAACAGGACAUUGUUCUGCUUGUGUCCUUCUGUUCUUGAAGCUCUGGGAAAGAAAACAAAUUUUAUUAGUGCCAAAGUUCUUCUUCUGCCCCUCUGCAGAAGAUUCAUGUCUACAGUUUGGACUAGAGAUGCACCGAUCUGGAUGAUGUGGUUUUAUAAAGCUUUUACCUGCCAGGACUGAUUUAAAUGGCUUUAUUUGUCAUUACUGCAGAGCACUAUUUAUUUUUUUUAGGUCAGACUUGAAAUCUGAAACUCAUAUCCAAUCAGGGAGAGCUUGAAAAAGCUGUUGUAGGGAUUUUAAAUUCCUAAUUUGGAAUCAAAACCCUAAUUAACAUGUGUUUUCAGGUAUUUUACACCUAAAAGCAACAGUUAAUUUGUGUAUAUUUUAUAGCCCUUUCUCUUAAAACUCAUUAGAAAUAUUAAAAAAGUUUCAGAUAUUUUGACAGUGUUGAUUUAACAGCUGUCAUUUUGAACAUUAUAAAUAUUACCAUCUAUAGCCUCACUUAUUGGUGUAAGAAAUACAUCCUUCGUCUAAGAGUGUUCAUAUGUUUUA
This is a messenger RNA of Cyprinodon tularosa, 2728 nucleotides long. It is a transcript of the gene bicdl2l, whose product is annotated as bicaudal-D-related protein 2-like. Gene Ontology annotation, biological process: vesicle transport along microtubule; Golgi to secretory granule transport. NCBI's taxonomy places the organism in Eukaryota, Metazoa, Chordata, Actinopteri, Cyprinodontiformes, Cyprinodontidae. The record is from RefSeq and is a predicted model, not a curated record. The transcript has 6 exons. The coding region runs from base 128 to 1552 and encodes 474 amino acids.